AUGCUCGCCUGUCGUAUUGCGCGGCAGGCCGAGCGGGGAGGCAUGCGGGUGCAUGGGGUUUCACAGAGGAGGAAUUGGGGCGCGACACAGGCUCGGCCAUUGUUUACGAGGAUACCCAGAAUACCCAGACUGUUGCCAAUUGCGCUAGGGCCAGCACAACGCGCUGGGGACUUGUCUCCUUCCCUGCCAAAGGUUGCGAGUCGCCGAUUGUCUGGCAAGCCUCUGCCACAAGGCAGGUCGGCAAUCCUCAAUUUCACUUAUCGCACCGCUGCGUGGUUUGGAAGCUCCGUCCUGUUCGUCGGUGUUGGCGUGGUCGCCUUCUUCAUCUACGAUGCAUCGACCUACAGGUCCCACGUUAGCCAGACCGACAUUGCCGUGUCAAAAAUGGCCCUGAACCCCCGUCGCGGCGGCCCCAAGAAUCUCCCCAUCCUAGAGGCUUGCAUCGAUGACGACGACAGCGAGGACAUGCAGAGGCAGAAGGACAAGCCCCGGCUGGUGAUCCUUGGCGGCGGCUGGGGAAGCGUCGCCCUCAUCAAGGAGCUCAACCCCGAAAACUACCACGUCACAUUGGUGUCGCCAACGAACUACUUCCUAUUCACUCCGAUGUUGCCGUCUGCAACUGUGGGAACACUGGGGCUGAAGUCGUUGGUGGAGCCCAUUCGACGCAUUAUACAUCGUGUGAAGGGCCACUUUAUUCGCGCUCGUGCAGAGGAAGUCGACUUCUCCGCCCGUCUGGUCGAGGUUUCUCAGAUAGGCUACGAAGGCAAAGAGGAGAGGUUCUAUAUCCCCUACGACAAGCUGGUGAUUGGGGUGGGUUCCGUCACCAAUCCCCACGGCGUCAAGGGGUUAGAAAACUGCCACUUCCUCAAGGAUAUCAAUGACGCUCGAGAUAUUCGCAACAAGGUGAUACAGAACCUGGAGCUUGCCUGUCUCCCGACGACAAGCGAUGAGCAACGGAAACAGCUUCUGUCGUUUGUUAUCAGCGGAGGUGGACCUACCGGCGUCGAGUUCGCUGCCGAGCUCUUCGAUCUGCUCAAUGAAGACCUGACUCUUUAUUUCCCCAAGCUCGUGCGGAACGAGAUCUCGGUACACCUAAUCCAAAGCCGCGAUCAUAUCCUCAAUACGUACGACGAGACGCUGUCCAAGUAUGCCGAGGAGCGGUUUACGCGGGACCAAGUGCAGGUCUUGACAAACUCGCGCGUCAACGAAGUUCGGCCGGACUCGAUCAUCUUCAGCCAGAAAGACGAGAAUGGGCAGAUCGUGACCAAGGAGCUUCCGAUGGGUUUCUGUCUUUGGUCGACUGGAGUAUCGCAGCCUGAGUUCUGUCAGCGCAUUGCUAAACAGCUCGGCGAUGCGCAGACGAACAAGCAUGCACUGGAAACCGACUCGCACCUUCGCUUGAACGGCACGCCGCUUGGUGAUGUAUACGCCAUCGGCGACUGCUCGACCGUGCAGAACAACGUUGCGGACCACAUUGUGUCUUUCUUGCGCGCCCUUGCGUGGAAGCACGGCAAAGACCCCGAAAACCUUGAGCUUCGUUUCUCUGACUGGCGCGAUGUGGCUGACCAGGUCAGGAAACGCUUCCCCCAGGCCGUUGGCCAUCUCAGGCGGCUUGACAAGCUCUUCCACGAGUACGACAAAGACCAAUCUGGCACCUUGGACUUUGGCGAGCUCCGAGAGCUUUUGAAGCAGAUCGACAACAAGUUAACCAGCUUGCCUGCUACGGCCCAGAGGGCUCACCAACAGGGCCAGUACCUGGCGCACAAGUUUAACAAACUUGCGCACGCGGCACCGGGGCUCCAGGCCAAUGAGAUUAUGGAUGGUGAUCUCGACGCUGCUGUAUAUAAGGCAUUUGAGUACAAGCAUCUCGGUAGCUUAGCCUACAUUGGGAACUCGGCCGUCUUCGAUCUUGGCCAGGGAUGGAACAUGUCAGGCGGUCUGUGGGCUGUUUACGCCUGGAGGAGCAUCUAUUUCGCCCAGAGCGUCAGCCUCCGGACCCGUAUCAUGCUCGCAAUGGACUGGGCGAAGCGAAGUCUUUUUGGACGAGAUUUAAUGAUCUAUUAG
Molecule: messenger RNA, 2064 nt
Organism: Lasiosphaeria miniovina
Lineage: Eukaryota; Fungi; Ascomycota; Sordariomycetes; Sordariales; Lasiosphaeriaceae
Exons: 2
Coding region: 1-2064 (687 amino acids)
Molecular function (GO): calcium ion binding; NADH dehydrogenase activity
Source: RefSeq, a predicted model, not a curated record